Molecule: messenger RNA, 3350 nt
Organism: Drosophila innubila
Lineage: Eukaryota; Metazoa; Arthropoda; Insecta; Diptera; Drosophilidae
Product: ATP-binding cassette sub-family G member 8
Exons: 8
Coding region: 507-3233 (908 amino acids)
Cellular component (GO): plasma membrane
Molecular function (GO): ATP binding; ABC-type transporter activity; ATP hydrolysis activity
Source: RefSeq, a predicted model, not a curated record
CCGAGGCCAAGUUCAGCUCAGUUGGAUUUGAGCUGAGCACUGAGAGAGUUCGACUACGGAGCGCUGCCAGCUAAACAGUUAACAAUUGUUGGCGCUGCGCACGGUGAAAAAAGUAUAUAAGAAAAAAAUACUUAAAUAAAUAAAAUAUCAAAAAAAAAAAAAAAGACUGUGCGCUUAAAAUUCUAAUUGAAAUGUGGACGGCAUAACCAAUCAAAUAAAUGCGGUAGUAAAAUUUUUUUCAACAAAAAAAAAAUUUUAUUUAUUGGCAAUGUGCAAGUGCAUGCUAAUGUGGUUUAUUAGCCUGGCCGUGUGUGACAAAUGAAAUUCGCUAGUAGCGGCAUUUGUUUUCUAAUAAGAAACGAUCACAAAAAAUAAAAAUAAAUAUAUAUUAAGUGAAGUGUGUGUAUGUGCAUAUUUAUGGAAUAUGCGCUGAGCUCUACAGCAACAACAACAAAAGCAACAUUAGCCGCAUUUAACUUAAAAAUAACAACAAUCACAGCCUGACCAUGGAGCUAAGCAAUUUUUCCAACAAGAAAAUGUCACGCGAGGAGCGACGGUAUUCAGUGCCUCAUGGUCCAAAUACUCCAUUGCCACCAGCGGCAUCCGAAGAUCUUCAUGCCUGGUCCAUUUAUAGACAAAAUCUAAACUCUGACUUCACCGAUUCGGCGCUGGGCUCCUCAGACAAAUCACCGCUGCCAUAUGGAAAUUUCCAGCUACGCGACACAACAGUUCAAUCAAUCUUAAAUCAUCCGCGCUACGGACCCAAAUCCCCACUGGGCUCGAAUAUGUACACAUAUCUAAAGUUCGGACUGCCGCGCGUCUUUCCGCCCAAUGCCGGCUCACAGCGGACACAUCGGCCGGGUCCAGGACCUGGACCAGGUGCUGGAGGCUCCUCAGCGCUCGGCGGCGUGCGCGGGCGUGUGAAUCGGGGCUUUAGGGACAGCUCGGGUGCGCCGGCGGGUGCGGGAUCAAGUGGAUACGACAGCAGCGACAAUGAGACGACGCGCAGUCGAGUGCCGCCGAAUCUGCGAAAGUAUCGCAGUGAGUCGGAUUUCCGUGCCAUCACCGGCAUGGGCAUGGCCAUGGCCCAUUCCCGGCCAGAGUCGCGGGCGCAGGGGGGCGUGCCGUCGGCGGCGCUGCGACAGGCGAACAGUCGGGCGAGCAUCGCCGUGGGACAGCACCAUCAUCAUCUCCAGCAACAGCAGCAGCAGCAGCAACAACAACAAUACAUGACCAAUGGAAAGCAUUAUGGACAUCGAUCGCAUAGCGAGGCGGAUCUGCUGGGAGCUGGCAUGGUGGGAGAUGGAGGAUUGGGCUAUGACUAUGGGGAAUCUCGCAUAUAUGGCAGCACGCGACAUGUCCAGCAAUCUUAUGGACGCAAGCAAUCGAGCAUGGGAUUGAUCUAUCCGAAUAUUCAAGUCCACUGCCUGGACGUGAGUCCAUCCUUGCAUGGCGUUUCCCUGCAGGCGAAGGCGGGAGAUCUGUUCGCCAUCAUGGCAACGUCACAGCGCGAGGGCAGCGCCCUGGCUGAGUGUCUGGCGGGUCUGCGGGAGCGACUGGGCGGCGAGAUACUCAUCAAUGGUCAGCAGGUGAAUCGUCGUGGUUUGCGGGAGCUGUGCAGCUAUGUGCCUGCGUUGGAGGUAUCCUCUCUGGAUCCCAGGAUGAGCGUGCAGUGCACCUUGAAUUUCCAUGCCGCAUUGCGUGGUCCCUUGGAUCGCAGUGAUCUUAAGGAGCGCAUGGAUGUCUUAAUCGAGGAUCUGGGCUUGAAUACGGUGCGUGCUUCGAAUGUCUCCACACUGACGCACUCGGAGAAACAACGUCUGAGCGUCGCGUGCCAAUUGUUGGCGCAGUCAUCGCUCCUCAUCCUGGAUCAGGUCACCAGCAAUAUGGACAUCUUCGAUACGUUCUUUCUGGUCGAGUAUCUGAGACAAUGGUGCAGUGGUGGACGCAUUGUCAUCAUGACUCUGCAGCCGCCCACCUUUGAGAUACUCUCCAUGUGCUCCGGCGUACUGUUGCUCUCCGGCGGACGCACCGUCUUCUCCGGCAGUCGGGCCGAUCUGCCACGCCACAUGGGCGAUCUGGGUUAUCCUUGUCCGCCAUUCAAGAACCCAGCAGACUAUUAUCUUGAUCUGGUCACCUUGGACGAUCUGUCGGCAGCUGCAAUGCUGGAGUCUUCUGCUCGCAUUGAAUCUCUGGCCAAUGCCUGGGAUCAAUUCAAUUCGGAGCCGCCGCUCGCUGCGCCGCCCGCCUCGUUGCCCAACUUUACCCUGAAAGCGGGUUUCUUUGGCCAGGCCAAGGCGCUGAUCAAACGCUUUGCCGGUUACAAGCAACCAGGAUCAUUGCUUACCUGGAUCAGCAAAUUAAUUGCCGCUGCUGUGCUGUCCUUGUGUAUUGGCUGCAUCUUCUGGGAUGUGCCUGCUUCGGAUCCACAGCUCUCUUACAACGAUCGCUUUGGCUAUCAUCAUUGCGUCAUGGUGUUGGCCUAUUGGCCUCUGGUCAUGCUGACCAUUCGGGAUACCCAGGAGGAUCGCCGUCAUGCCGAGCGAGACAUACGACUUGGUCUCUACUCGCGCAGUCUGUACAUUAUUGUGCAGAGCUUAUUGGGCCUCUUUCCGAGCCUGUGCAUCUGGCUGGCGUAUCUGCUGCCGGCUCACAGCAUGGCGGGUCUUUACACCUACUCGAAUAGCAGCGACACGGGCAUUUACUUGUACAUGGGUCACAUGCUGCUCUAUCUGACUGUUAUCCAAACCUUGGCCCUGUUCUGCGCCCAUCUCCUGCCCUGCAAGGCAUCGGCCAGCCUUGUGAAUGGUCUGAUCAGCCUGGCAUUGGCCACAGUCGGCGGUUAUCUGGUGCAUCCACGUCAUCUGUCCAAGUUCUGGUCUUGGCUGCAGUUGGUCUCCCCACAACGUUGGUUGCUGCCCGUUCUGGUGCAGGAUGAAUACAGUGCCGAAACCUUGGCCAAUUCAGCGGGUUUGCAGCUGUGUCGCAAUAAACAGGUGCAACAUCAGGAGAUCAUUGUGCAACAGCCGUGUCCGCCACCAAAUGGCUCCCAAGUGCUGUCCGACUUCCAAUUGCUGCCGACACAACAUGUGCUCGAUCCGUCGGCCAGUUAUGAUCAGACCACAUCUGUGGCCUUGGUCCUGGCCUCCGUGGUGCUCUUCUGUCUGACCUUCAUCAUCUUUGUGUGCAAUUGCCGCGGCGCAUGUCGCAAGCGACGCAGCCGACGCUAUUAGACAACAACAUUAUGUUGCAACAUCUUCCAACAUUGUACAUUAGUUAGCAACUAAAUCCUUCUUAAUAAAUAUUAGAAAUUAAUCGAGGCAGCGAAUCGUUUAACUAACUUAAAAAAA